AUGGGUCUUCUUUCCAUAGGCCGUUUUCCAGCGAACACAGAACAAGUUCGUGAAGAAGUUAUAAAAGUAUUUCACAGCGUGGUCGAGAGUUCAUUACCUUUGGAUUCGCUUCCAAGCAAAUACUUCUUCUGCGUCCGUCGCGACGCCAUUGACGAUUAUUCCACUUACUUAAUUGAAGAGUACGUCAACAAGCUGCCACAUACACAUUACGCUAAUGUUACGUACAACGCCAGAUAUGAUGGAAUCACAUCACCUUCAUACCAGCCAAUCAAUAAAAUUAGUCAAAGGAUGUUACAACAGCUCCGAGAUUCUGGAUCCGUUGUAAACACAUUCGAACACCUUGUUCUUGGCAUUUCUAAAGGUUUCCUUCGCAAAGACAUGAAGAACUAUACGGAUCCUUAUAUCGUUUUUGCAAGCUUGGAGUAUGAUACGACAGCCUCGGCUGAACAAGCUUUACAUGGCUUUCAUAGUGUGUCCGCAUUCUCCGAGGGUGAAGAGCCUGGGACAAUCAGCUACAAUGUAGUGCAAGAUCUUCAAGAUCCCCACGUAAUCCGCACGCUGGAGUUCUAUACCGAUGAGGAUUAUCUUUGGAAUGUUCACGCUAUCAGUAAUGCUGUACAAGAAAAUAAGAAAAGACAGGGAAAUUCACGUCUCAGGACUGAUUUUGUAUUCUUUCGGCUAAUAGGGCGGUAUGUAUGGUCAAACCCUAGCUAA
Molecule: messenger RNA, 714 nt
Organism: Verruconis gallopava
Lineage: Eukaryota; Fungi; Ascomycota; Dothideomycetes; Venturiales; Sympoventuriaceae
Exons: 2
Coding region: 1-714 (237 amino acids)
Source: RefSeq, a predicted model, not a curated record